Suillus paluster is the source of this 985-nucleotide messenger RNA. RefSeq lists its product as uncharacterized. The record is from RefSeq and is a predicted model, not a curated record. The coding region runs from base 54 to 884 and encodes 276 amino acids. The transcript has 4 exons. NCBI's taxonomy places the organism in Eukaryota, Fungi, Basidiomycota, Agaricomycetes, Boletales, Suillaceae.
UCCGACAACUCUCAAUCUAAGUUUCGCCCGUACUGACCUCUGAUUUCUCUAACAUGGCUGAGUGUGGAAUAUGCUUGGAGGAGAUCAAGAAACCUGUCUGCAUCCCAUGCGGACACGUUCACUGUGAAAAAUGUCUACGUGGGCACAUAAAUUCCGGAAAUGAUGCUUUGAAAUCUUCAUGUCCAUCAUGUCGAACCAUAUUUCACAUUGCUAUGCCUGAUCUAACAUUCGUUCCCAAAAAAUACCAUGACUUCAUGGCUCCCAGCGUGCGCAAGUUGUAUAUGGACAUAGCAUCUCCUGCGCCGUUGGUCGCCGAGAUCGAUGAACUCAAAAAGCGCGUUGCUACGUUGAGCAGAGAUCGAGAUGCUCUCAUGGAGAAAUGUGAGGCGUACAUGGCAUCUUCUCGCCAGCAUGCCACAAAUGAGAAGGACGCUCGUUUGGAAGCUCAGGCUGCUCGGGACGCCACCAGCAAGCUGCAGAUAAAGUAUGAUGCUUUGAAGAGAGAAUACGGAGACUUCAUGGACCAUUCCAUGUCCCAGACAUCUUCUGAUGGCCGAAAACGCAAAAGCAGGGCAACCGUCGAGAACUCGCCACCUUCCUUCGCUGAAGUGCUUGCCUCUAUUCAGUUAGAGGUGAAGCUCGAAGACCUUCCUGAUACACUUGAGUUUGCGCCUUCGCGGCUUAAACGUGCGCUUCCCAGGUCAAGCGUGGCUUCAUCCUCGCGGCUCGAAGAACCCCAUGAUCCACCUCCUCGAUUUAUUAAGCGUCAGCGGCGCACAAGAUAUUCAGACACGGACCUGGGAUUGCAGAUAUCUGAAGACUGCGAAGGUUGUGAAACGUGUGUCAGAGCCUACCGUCACAGUCAGGUGACAUCACCAAAAUAAGACCACACAUCAUAUGUCCUCUCCACUGUAGAUGUCCAUGCGCAUGUAAUAUGUAUUCCCGUGUAUUGAUAUCUUUUCGUGAUCAUAUCUGCUUGCCACCU